Durusdinium trenchii is the source of this 649-nucleotide messenger RNA. The record is from the annotation of a GenBank genome assembly. Lineage: Eukaryota; Dinophyceae; Suessiales; Symbiodiniaceae.
GCCGGAGCUGCGCCGUGUGGCCGCGAGGUGGAGCAAGUUCUGCGAGCCAUUGAGCAAGGGCAAGACGUGGCCCCGGCGCUGCUUGCCGUGUUGUCUGAGGUCACAGCCCACAAGGGAGCAGCUGCCUUUGCCAAAGCUUGCCGGGAGAUCCGGAAGUUGGCGGACAACCUGUGGGAUGUGCCCAAGCUUCGAGCCUUGAUCCUUCAAGAAGUCCUGGAGGCGGAGUUGAGGCUCCUCCACGUGAACCAGGCGGUGGAGGUGAAAGACGUGGCGAAAUCCUUUGAAGAGCUCCUGUCAGCUGUUGGCCCAUCAGAUGUGUUUGUUUGGUUGCGAUAUCUAGAAUUCGCACAAGAAGUCUUUGGUUCUGCUGGAGCCCCAAGCCCAUCGGACCUCCACCUGCGUGCGCUGCGCUCGGUGAAGGACCAAGACCUCUAUCGCGAGAAGGCACAGCAGAUCCUGCAAGGACUCGAUCUCUGAGUGCACGGAGCUGGCAGAACACGUGCCGCGCUCUGAUGCGAGCCUCAUGAGCUGCAAAGAAGAGCGAGCUGCCGAGCUGCCGAGCUCGUUUUGGGGCGCUGCGCACUUUGGAACUCGGUUUCACCAAGGGAUCUCCCAAACCUUGGUAGAAAGGAACUCAAACAGAUCGAGU